Molecule: messenger RNA, 2146 nt
Organism: Asparagus officinalis (garden asparagus)
Lineage: Eukaryota; Viridiplantae; Streptophyta; Magnoliopsida; Asparagales; Asparagaceae
Product: protein REDUCED WALL ACETYLATION 1-like
Exons: 16
Coding region: 124-1761 (545 amino acids)
Biological process (GO): xylan biosynthetic process; xyloglucan metabolic process; plant-type secondary cell wall biogenesis
Cellular component (GO): Golgi apparatus
Molecular function (GO): acetyltransferase activity
Source: RefSeq, a predicted model, not a curated record
AAUUCGCCUUCGCUAAUCUCGAGUUGGUACAAAUAUAUAAUAAUUCUUUCUUCAUUUCUCCUUUUUAGAUCUCACAUGAUCUUUCUCCAGAUCUGAUCCAGUUUCGAGCUGAGGCGAUCGUCGAUGGAGAUCUCAGGGCCGCUCACACCGGGGCAGGUGUCAUUUAUCCUUGGGUUCAUCCCCUUACUAGCAGCAUGGGCAUACUCUGAGCUAUUGGAAUACAGGAAGAAUUCAGCUGCUUUGAAAGGCAGCAGACUUUCAGAUGUAAAUUUGGUUGAGUUAAACAAUGCGCCAAAUGAUGAAGAUGACAGAGUUAAGUUAUUAGAGGGAGGUCUUCAGGCAACAUCUCCUAGAGCUCAUAAUUCAUCUACCUCUGGACAGCUUAUCAGAUUAUUCUCAAUGGACGAGGCGUUCUUGUUAGAGAACCGAUUGACACUAAGAGCCAUAUCUGAAUUCGGAGCUCAUUUGGUCUUUUUUUACUUGUGUGAUAGAACAAAUCUAUUUGGGCAAUCGGAAAAGAGUUACAGCCGUGACCUUUUCCUUUUCCUCUACUUUCUUCUCAUCAUUGUAGCAGCAGUGACUUCUUUUAAAGUCCACAAUGAUAAGUCAGCAUUCUCAGGAAAAUCUAUUCUUUAUCUCAAUAGGCACCAAACUGAGGAAUGGAAAGGGUGGAUGCAGGUACUGUUUCUAAUGUACCACUAUUUCAGUGCUAAAGAGCUCUAUAAUGCAAUCCGUGUCUUUAUCGCUGCAUAUGUCUGGAUGACUGGGUUUGGGAACUUCUCUUAUUAUUAUGUCCGAAAGGAUUUCAGCGUUGCACGUUUUGCGCAGAUGAUGUGGCGUCUCAAUUUCUUCGUAGCAUUUUGCUGCAUCGUCCUUAAUAACGAUUACAUGUUAUAUUACAUAUGUCCCAUGCACACCCUUUUCACCCUUAUGGUCUAUGGUGCACUGGGAAUUUUAAAUAAACACAACGAACAUGGUUCGGUCAUUGCAAUAAAGUUUGCUGCCUGCUUUCUAGUGGUUAUUUUCAUGUGGGAGGUCCCUAAAGUUUUUGAAAUUAUGUGGAGCCCGUUCACAUUCCUUCUAGGUUACAGUGAUCCAGAUCCCUCAAAACCACCAUUUCCUCGCUUGCAUGAAUGGCACUUCAGAUCAGGACUUGACCGAUAUAUAUGGAUAGUGGGAAUGAUAUAUGCUUACUAUCAUCCAACUGUUGAGAAGUGGAUGGAGAAACUUGAAGAAGCAGAAGCAAGGAUAAGAAUAUCAAUCAAAACAUGUGUUGUGACAAUCUCUAUGGUGGUGGGAUUACUGUGGUAUGAAUACAUUUAUAAGUUGGACAAGGUUACCUACAACAAAUAUCAUCCAUAUACAUCUUGGAUUCCGAUAACUGUUUACAUCUGCCUGCGAAACUUCACUCAGAAGUUCCGUAAUUGCUCCCUUACCCUCUUCGCUUGGCUUGGAAAGAUUACUCUGGAGACAUAUAUAUCACAGAUCCACAUCUGGCUCAGGUCAGCAGUGCCUAAUGGACAGCCUCGAUGGCUGUUGUCUCUCAUCCCCAAGUACCCAUUGCUGAAUUUUAUGCUCGUUACUGCCAUAUACAUUUUGGUUUCACACAGAAUAUUUGAACUGACGAACACGCUGAAGAUAGCAUUUGUGCCUAGUAGAGACAACAAACGCCUGAGGAAUAACAUGAUUACAGCAGCUGUUUCCGCGAUUGUCUUAUACUCCUUGGCCUUUGUGUUCCUCAGUGUUCCAAGAAUGCUGUAGCAACCGCAUCAAUGAUGAAUUUGAAGAUGGAGGUUAGGAAGCCCAACCCGAGGCAAUAGCGACAGGAAAAUACAGUUUAUGCUACAGGAGAACGUUCACGGUAAAAGGAGAGUAGGAGGUAUUUCGGUGAGUGUCAUGUGUUUUUUCCCCAAAUAUCGAAUCCAAUUUUAUCUGUACAUACAAAGGGUACACCCCUUUUUGUUUGAAUCAUGUAAACAUCAUUGGAACCUUAAUACGACGACCACAAAUUUCCAAGCAAAGCAACAUUCAUGAUUUUUUCUGUUCUUCCUCUGCCUGUAACAGUACUGUUUUCGACUUGUAAUUCGCUCUUACGGCAAAAGCUGUAAUAAACUGUUUGAUUGCGUAAUAUCUUAUUUUUUUGCAA